Molecule: messenger RNA, 2819 nt
Organism: Salvelinus sp. IW2-2015
Lineage: Eukaryota; Metazoa; Chordata; Actinopteri; Salmoniformes; Salmonidae
Product: pre-mRNA-processing factor 19
Biological process (GO): mRNA splicing, via spliceosome; protein ubiquitination; DNA repair
Cellular component (GO): cytoplasm; Prp19 complex; U2-type catalytic step 1 spliceosome
Molecular function (GO): protein binding; ubiquitin protein ligase activity
Source: RefSeq, a predicted model, not a curated record
GCGUGCACUGUUUUCGACGCGGCAAUGAAACGCCAGCGUGCGAACUUGGAACAAAACAAAAAUAAAGUAGGCACAAUAGUUGCCUAAAUAGUUGCAAGACUUUCAAGAUAGUUUGCCAUCAAGCGUAACACAAAAAAAUCGUGUUUAGCUACAGAGGGACGUGCACUUGAAAUAUGUCUUUGGUUUGCGCAAUUUCCAAUGAGGUCCCGGAGCACCCUUGCGUGUCCCCGGUGUCUAACCAGGUGUUCGAGCGCCGACUGAUCGAGAAGUAUAUCGCAGAGAAUGGAGUGGAUCCAAUGAAUAGCCAACCACUGUCGGAAGAGCAACUUAUCGAUAUAAAAGUGUCUCAUCCUAUCCGACCAAAGGCUCCCUCUUCUACCAGUAUCCCUGCCAUACUCAAGGCUCUGCAAGAUGAGUGGGAUGCGGUCAUGUUGCACAGUUUCACUCUGAGGCAGCAGCUGCAGACGACUCGCCAGGAGCUCUCUCACGCCCUCUACCAGCAUGACGCAGCCUGCAGAGUCAUUGCUCGUCUUACCAAGGAGGUCACUGCAGCCAGAGAGGCCCUGGCCACACUCAAACCCCAAGCCGGAUUGGUGGCCCCUCAGAAUAUGCCUGCCUCUCAGCCAGCCGCUGGGGGUGCUGGUGGGGAACCAAUGGAGGUUAGUGUGCAGGUGGGAAUGACUCCAGAGAUCAUCCAGAAGCUUCAAGAUAAGGCUACUGUCCUUACCACAGAAAGAAAGAAGAGAGGAAAGACCGUGCCAGAGGAGCUGGUCAGGGCUGAGGAUCUGAGCAAAUACCGCCAAGUGGCUUCCCACGCUGGACUUCACAGUGCCAGUGUCCCAGGAAUCCUGUGUAUGGACCUCUGUCCUUCAGACACCAACAAAGUACUCACUGGUGGGGCUGAUAAGAAUGUGGUGGUAUUUGAUAAGAAGGAGGAGCAGAUCAUUGCCACCCUCAAGGGUCACACCAAGAAGGUCACCUCUGUCAUCUACCACCCCUCCCAGUCUGUGGUGUUCUCUGCCUCUCCAGACAGCACCAUCCGGGUGUGGUCUGUUACUGGGGGCAACUGUAUCCAGGUGGUGCGAGCUCACGAGGCGAGCGUAACCGGGCUGUCACUUCACGCAACCGGGGACUACCUUCUCAGCUCUUCCGAAGACCAGUACUGGGCCUUCUCGGAUAUCCAAACUGGCCAAGUCCUUACCAAAGUCACAGAUGAGGCUGCUGGUGUUGCUCUGACUUGUGCUCAGUUCCACCCUGACGGUCUGAUCUUCGGGACGGGAACCGCCGACUCCCAGAUCAAGAUCUGGGAUCUGAAGGAGCGCACAAACGUGGCCAACUUCCCCGGCCACUCUGGCCCUGUCACCUCCAUCGCCUUCUCUGAGAACGGAUACUACCUGGCUACAGGUGCCCAGGACAGCUCUGUGAAGCUGUGGGAUCUGAGGAAACUGAAGAACUUCAAGACCAUCGCCCUGGACAACAGCUAUGAGGUUAAGUCUCUGGUGUUUGAUCAGAGUGGUACRUACUUGGCUGUGGGUGGAUCUGACAUCAGGGUGUACAUCUGCAAGCAGUGGUCGGAGGUCCUCAACUUCAGCGACCAUUCUGGCCUGGUGACAGGGGUGGCGUUCGGAGACAAUGCUCAAUUCCUUUCCUCCGCUGGAAUGGACAGAAGCCUCAAGUUCYACAGCCUGUAGAUUAGUACAGGCGGAUGGAUAAAGUGAGAGGAAAGAGAGCGAGGAUAAGAUUGGAGGGUUCUGGUUAGGCCUAAUCUCGAAUCUAGACCAGUGUGAUUAUUUUGACUCUGCUACACAGCUAUCCGUUUUGUGAAAUAUAGACCGAUGGCCAGGGGGUAGACGGUUGAAUCCUUAUGAUUUAUUUGAUGUUCUUGUAUUGCUGAGAUCAGAAUCCCUAUCCGAGGUGCGUUCAAUAAGGGAAAUAGUUUGCGAAUGUUGGCUAGCGUUAGCAAACAUAUUCCAUUUGUUUUGUGUUAGCCGCGACCGUUAGCUAACCGUCUGAGAAUAUAGUGUACGGCGAACGUAAGUGUCUGUUUCUGGUCUAAACUGCUGCUAAAAACAAUCAAGUGGCCAUGUAGACUUUCUACUAUAUUUAGUAGGAGUAGGUAAGUCGUUUUCAGUUUGAAUAUUGUUGCUAAAAAGCCACAGUAAUCCUUAAAAAAUGCUGUUUGAUGUUUCACCGUAACAUAUUGGAAUGUUCAUUCAAAUAGUUCAACUGAAAUUGUUACUCUGGCAGCAAGCCCUGUUUUAACUCGCCUCUGGCCUAGGCAGGAGCUUUUUAGUCAGUUACCAGCAGAUUAUGAAUUUAGCAUUUUGAAAAUGGACCUGURGUUAUUUAGGAUCCCAGGGUGGGUGGAGGAACRGGUGCUACGGUAUUUACUUUUCCCUUCAUGUAUUCUUCUUAAAUCCCCUCCCCAGACGUCUGUUCUUCUCCUUUCAGUGGUUAAACCAACAGCUCUCAGCUGUUGAAAUAUCAUUUGUUGUAACUGUUUUUAACUGUUUUUGUGUAAGCCAAUUCUCUAUAUUGCUGUGUUUAUUCAAAGGUCUCCUUUCCCUUCCACCCUUUUUACACUUCAAUAAAGCAAGUUAUUUUUGUAGUGACGGCCAGCUAUUUGCUUGAUCAAUGGAAUGUAUUGUGUAUGCCUCAAGUUGUCCUUUCAGCCUGUCUGAGGCACCAGUAUGACUUUGAUCCCAAUAGACUGUGCUCUGCUUUGUACAUGUUGUCACUAUGACAGGGGUGGAUUGGUCAUCUAGCUGGUUGAAAUUGACAAUGUUUUAUAUAUAAAAAAUAAAACAAUGAAAAAGGUG